Molecule: messenger RNA, 1283 nt
Organism: Seminavis robusta
Lineage: Eukaryota; Bacillariophyta; Bacillariophyceae; Naviculales; Naviculaceae
Source: the annotation of a GenBank genome assembly
GGGAGAGACCCAGCCCGUGGAAAAGUUUCGAUCAACGGCCUCUAAAAGGAUCGGUUGAAUUCGAGAGCUCACUUUCCAAUCAGCCAUAAGAUUGCUUCUGUUCAGAGCAACCUACAAAGGAACCACGCAACCGAACCAAACCGAGCAACCAACAGCCAUAGCAGCCGCCAACAUGCCGAAGAUUGAAAAUCCAGAUGAGAGUUCUACCAGCACCAGCUCAACAAAUGCCAGAACCAAUGCUGCUCGGGGCAGCAGCUCCAAUGGGACCUAUACUGAUUCUCGCAUAAAUGCAUGGGUCACCAUGAUGGUUCUUUCUAUGGUGGCAUUGAUUGUCAUUGAAGCUGACAUGGACCACAAGCAUCCAGACUUUCAAGAACAGUGGAGUCUCUCCAUGUCAGCAAUAUCAAUGGGUUUGGGAUUUUUUGCUGUUAUGGGACAUGCUGUUGGGCCCCUCCGAAACAAGUUUGCAUCGUCCAUGAUUGAAUUGGUCAUGGCCUUGAUUUGUGUUGUUGCUUGGAGCAGUGUUCUACCAAUGCUCACUGAUCCAGAUGAUGGCCUUGCUGUCAAUCACAACUUUCAAAUGGCUGAUGCCAAUCUUUACUUUGCCAGCUGGGGUUCGUUUAUCGUUGCUCUUGUCCUUUUGGUUGGUGUUGGCAAGGAACGUGGAGCCAGUGUGGGAAAGCACGAUGUCUUUGCCCAACGUUGGUUGUGGCUCAUUGUGUCAAGUUUGGUGGUCAUGGGAGCAACCUCUCGCAUGUUUGGUCAGGUUUGCGCAGAAGACGAGAAGGAAGAUGACCAGCGAGGAAACGACAAGCUUCGAUUCUUGCGCAAAGUUGAUUCUUGCACUGAACUCAAAGUUGGCAUUGCCCUCAGUGUUGUAUCAGCUGUCAUUGGCCUUCUCAUGGUGAUUCUGAUGCGGUUCACACCUGCCAGGAUCCCCAUUCAAAAGCUGGGAGCUUUCUUGUGUUUGUGCAUGAUGGCAAUCUGGGGUGUAAUGGUUUCCUACAUGACAUUUGAUGGUGGACCAGCUACAAGUGUGGGCAAUCUCUAUUUUGGUGUUUGGAUUAGUGGCAUUCUAUCGCUGGAUUUGGGAGUUUGCUAUGCAAUGUCCUUUCUGUAGUCAGGAAUGGGAAAAGGCAGCAGCCAUCCCAAGCACAGCCCCAUGCCACACAAGCAAACCAACAGAAGGCUUCCGUACAAGAACUGCAUGACUCUCCUCUCCUCUAAAGACAAAUCUUUAUAAUUCACAAUACUUCUAGAUAGAUGCAGUCUUGCUAUGGUAG